UCAGCAGACGUCGUGCUGGGAUUGGAAUGCUACAAUGUAACAAUCGCAACUGGACGCUUCAGAUUAAAGCGCUGGAAUGUAACGUUGUAUCAUCGGCGUCGCGAACGCGUUUUGAAUGUAACAAGGAAGAGAAAAACGCGUCGGUUUGUUUUUUGACGAGAGGUAAGAGAACAGCAACCACACGAUUGUAAAGACAACCAGCCCUUUGGAGGAUUUAUCAGAGAAAAAUAUGUGAGAAUACACGGAUCUGUGAGGAUUUCUCCGCUCGGGAAGUUUGUGACAGGGUCUUUCUGACUCACACGCAUCACAUGAGACCCAUCUCUGGGAAAUUUCUCGGACUGCUCCUGCUGGACUUCCUCCAGGCUGGAUUUCAGGAACUCUGAAAGUACUUUCUGAUUGAUCCGGAACAGUUCAGAUGUCAUCUGUCAGUAGUUUAGAUGCUGUCUAAUGUAAACCAGGCACCGGAGAGGAGAGAGGUAGAUCCAUAAAAGGGGUUUAAGGUUAAGUCGCCCACAUGCUCUGGAUUUGGGAUUGGAAUCGCAAGGUGGAAGUUGAGAGCAUCAAAUCCCUGCAGGUCUGUGGAAGAUGCUGUCCAGCCGGAGUUGAGACCUUCGGAUUCAUCAGCAACCAGCUCCAUCUGGAUCUAAGGACACAUGCAGGCCAAAAAACGCUAUUUAAUUCUGUUCUCUGCAGGUGUGUGUCUCAUUCUUCUCUUUUACCUGCAGGGACCAGCGUCCAGAAGGACUCCAAACCGAGGGGAUGACCCCCAUCCACACUGGCCCCACUUCUCAGACCUCUUACGAGCUUUUAUUCCUUGGGAUCAGACCGAAACGGAGGACUAUAAUGUGCGCACUUCUCCGAGACACAAAAGAGAUGACAACUCUGGAGGUUACAAGUGCAGAAUGGACUCUUGCUUUGAUUUCUCCUUGUGCAGGAGGAACGGCUUUAAAGUCUACGUCUACCCUCAACAGAAAGGUGAGAAGAUCUCAGAAAGCUACCAAAACAUCUUGUCCUCCAUUGAGGGCUCCAGGUUCUACACUUCUGACCCGGGACAGGCUUGCCUUUUUGUUUUGAACCUUGACACCUUGGACCGAGACCAGCUGUCUCCUCAGUACGUCCACAACCUCAAAACUAAGAUCCAGAACUUGAACCUGUGGAAUAACGGGAGGAAUCACCUGAUCUUUAACCUGUAUUCGGGCACAUGGCCGGAUUACACGGAGGAUUUGGGGUUUGAUAUCGGACAAGCCAUGUUGGCCAAAGCCAGCAUCAGCACGGAGAACUUCAGACCCAAUUUUGACAUCUCCAUCCCAUUGUUCUCCAAAGAUCACCCCCGAACUGGAGGAGAAAGGGGGUAUUUAAAAUACAACACCAUCCCUCCCUUUAGGAAAUAUGUGCUGGUUUUUAAAGGCAAGCGCUAUCUGACUGGGAUCGGAUCUGAUACGAGGAAUGCGCUUUAUCACAUCCACAAUGCUGAAGACGUGGUUCUCCUCACCACGUGCAAACACGGCAAAGACUGGCAGAAGCAUAAAGAUGCUCGAUGCGACAAGGACAAUGCUGAAUAUGACAGGUACGACUAUAAAGAAAUGCUGCAUAACUCCACUUUUUGUCUCGUGCCUCGAGGACGCCGCCUGGGCUCUUUCCGUUUCCUGGAGGCUCUGCAGGCCGCUUGUGUUCCCGUCAUGCUCAGUAACGGCUGGGAGCUUCCCUUCUCAGAGAUCAUCGACUGGCGCACGGCUGCCGUCAUUGGGGACGAGAGACUUCUUCUACAGAUUCCAUCGACGGUUCGCUCCAUCCAUCAAGAUCGCAUUCUGUCUCUCCGCCAGCAGACGCAGUUCUUGUGGGAAGCGUAUUUCUCUUCUGUGGAGAAAAUUGUGCUCACAACAUUGGAGAUCAUCCAAGACCGUGUGUUACAGCACAACGCCCGCAGCACAUUGAUGUGGAACCGGUUGCCUGGAGGACUCUUCACUUUGCCUCAAUACUCGUCCUACCUGGGCGACUUCCCCUUCUUCUAUGCUGUGCUCGGUGUUAAACCACAGCAGAAGUUCACUGCCGUCAUUCACGCUGUCACGCCUCUCGUAUCUCAGUCUCAACCGAUUUUCAAGUUGCUAGUGGCUGUGGCCAAAUCACAGUACUGUGCCCAGAUCAUCGUCUUGUGGAACUGUGACAAGCCUCUCCCUGCGAAGCACCGCUGGCCUGCCACCUCUGUUCCAGUCAUCGUAAUCGAGGGCGAGAGCAAGGUGAUGAGCAGUCGAUUCCUGCCCUAUGAAAAUAUCAAAACUGAUGCAGUCUUGAGUCUGGAUGAAGACACUGUGCUCUCGACUACAGAGGUGGAUUUUGCCUUCACAGUUUGGCAAAGUUUCCCAGAGAGGAUCGUUGGAUACCCAGCACGGAGCCAUUUCUGGGACUCUAACAAGGAGCGUUGGGGCUACACCUCCAAAUGGACCAAUGACUACUCCAUGGUGCUGACUGGAGCUGCUUUCUACCACAGGUAUUAUAACUACUUGUAUACACACUACCUGCCCGGCAGCUUGAAGAGUAUGGUUGACCAGCUCUCAAACUGUGAAGACAUCCUCAUGAACUUCUUGGUGUCUGCUGUCACUAAGAUGCCUCCUAUCAAGGUCACUCAAAAGAAGCAGUACAAGGAGACGAUGAUGGGACAGACAUCCCGAGCAUCACGUUGGGCUGAUCCUGACCACUUUGCCCAGCGGCAGACGUGCAUGAACAAAUUUGCCAGCUGGUUUGGCACCAUGCCCCUGGUCCAUUCGCAGAUGAGACUGGAUCCCGUUCUGUUCAAGGACCAGGUAUCGAUACUGCGCAAAAAGUACAGAGACAUCGAGAGACUCUGACGAAGCUGAGCAACCCUUUCCCUCUGAACAGGGAUGGGAAAUGGCAUCCAAAUCCCCCCAGAACCCUGAAAAACCAGAUCAACAGGGAUAAAAACGGGGGCACGGAAACCCUCAGGGAGGGAGCGCAUCGAGAUUGGGGGAGAGUGUUGUGCUCGUCUGUUAGAGAUCGUCACUAACUAUAAAUAUAUGAAAGCGAGAGGUUCGAUUCGAGACCACGUUGACGUUAUGUUUAGCACAACACAAAGACGCGCCAACGUUGGCAGCUUUCUGUCUUCCACACCCCCUCUUGUAAUGCUUUGCCAAUGACAACGGUGACCAUGGCAACUUUGCCAAAGCCGGGCAGCCACACACACAUCCACAUGCAGUCAGAAUAUAGACUACCGCACACCGGUUUAACCUCUGGAUCAGACCUCUCCAUGUUAGACGUGCGAUACGCCUGGCUGGAAGAGUCGCCCGCAAUCCAGCCGUGCAUAUUUAUUCAGUUCGCCUUCGGCAAGCGUUACGCCCCUCUUGAAGACGCAGGACGACGUCCCGUGGAGAAGUCAAGCGUGCGAAACACUGCGCACAACGUCACAGUGCCUGAGCUUUCAGAUGGACCGUAUCUGGGAGUCCAAAGGGGUUUUGUAUGAAUGCAAAAACACCUUGUUCAUGCUGCUUUAUAUUUGGAUUCAAAUGUAGGUGUUCCACAAAUUGGCCCAACAUUUUGUUUUUCUUUCUUUCUACACAAGCCUUUUGGUGUGUUUUAUCAAACUGACAUAAUUUUAGUAUUUUUUGAUGAUUUAGACCCAAUGCCACAAACAUCUCGUUUGUCUGGUUUCUUGCGAGUCUUAAUGAGUGUCAAAGGCCACAUUCACACUGCAGCUAAUUCAGAUGUCAUGUGACUGCUUCAUUUAAAAAAUCCAAUUUGUUCAAUGACAACCGGUUUUACAAUUAAUAUUAAUAAUAACUAGUUGUUAAUGCAGCAAUGCCACUUGUCCACUGGCAAACAUGGAGGGGCUUAAAACACCAAAUCUGUUUACAGUGGUUUAAAAUAAAAAAAUGUAAAAACAAAAUUCUAAAUGUUCACACACAUUUGAAUCUCCACUCAAUAAUGUUUCUUUCUUUAAAACACCAAACAUUCUAAAUAGAUGUUGCAAUCCAUUUCUCUUUUGUUGUCAGUCUUGACAAGUCAGCCAGAGUUUAUGUGGCUAUUUUGUAGGUUUUUCACAAAUUGGCCCAAAGUUCAUUGUUUUUUCUUUCUUUCUAUACAAGCCUUUUGGUGUGUUUUGUCAAACUGACAUUAUUUUAGUAUUUUUUUUAUAAUUUAGACCCAAUGCCACAAACAUUUAGUUUGUCUGGUUUUCUUGCGAGUCUUGUGAGUGUACUGCCAUAUCAAAGGCCAUGUUCACACUGCAGCUAAUUCAGAUGUCACUUCACUUCUGACUGCUUCAUCUUGGUCUUAAUUUGUUUUUGACACAUUUUUACAUCCAAAAUUUACAAUGACAACCACUUUUACAAUUCAAAUGAAUAAUAACUAUUUGUUAAUGCAGUGAUGCUACUUAUCUAAUGACAAACAUGACAGGGCUGUAUACGACUGUUUGAAUUUUUUUUUUACAUUUCAGAAUGUUCACACCCAUUCUAAAAUCCACUCACUAAUGUUUCUUUCUUUAAAACACCAAAUAUUCUAAAUAGAUGUUGCAAUCCAUUUCUCUUUUGUGGUCAGUCUCGACAAGUCAGCCAGAGUUUAUGUGGCUAUUAUGAAGUUUUUCCACAAAUUGGCCCACAGUUCAUUGUUUUUUCUUUCUUUCUAUACAAGCCUUUUGGUGUAAUUUGUCAAACUGACAUUUUAGUUUUUUUUUUUUUUAAAUAUUUAAACCCAAUGCCACAAACAUUUUGUUUGUAUGGUUUUUUUUGUUAGUCUUAUGAGUGCAAUACCAUAUCAAAGGCCAUGUUCACACUGCAGCUAAUUCAGAUGUCACUCCACUUCUGACUGCUUCAUCUUGGUCUUAAUUUGUUUUUGACACAUGUUUAUAUUCAAAUUGUUCAAUGACAGUUUUGCAAUUCAUAUUAAUAACUGGUUGUUCAUGCAGUAAUGUCACUUGUCUAAUGACAAACAUGGAGUGGCUUAAAACACCACAUCUGUUCAUGGUCAUUUAAAAUUUUACAAUUUCAAACGUUCACACCCAUUCUGAACUCAACUCACUAAUGUUUCUUUCUUUAAAACAUCAGACAUUCUAAAUAGAUGUUGCAAUCCAUUUCUCUUUUGUUAUCAGUCUCAACAAGUCAGCCAGAGUUUAUGUGGUUAUUAUGAAGGUUUUAAGUUUAUUGUUUUUUUCUUUCUUUCUGUACAGGCCUGUUGGUGCAUUUUGUCAAACUGACAAUUUUUAGUGUUUUUUUUGUUUGCUUUGUUUUUUGAUGAUUUCAACACUAUGCCACAGACAUCUUAUUUGUCUGGUUUUCUUGCAAGUCUUAUGAGUUUAAUGCCAUAUCAGAGACCAUGUUCACACUGUUUUCAAAUUCAAAACGUUCACACCCAUUCUAAACUCCACUCACUGAUGUUUCUUUCUUUAAAACACCUGAGAUUCUAAACAGAUGUUGCAAUCCAUUUCUUUUUUGUUGUCAGUCUCGACAAGUCAGCCAGAGGUUAUGUGGCUAUUAUGUAAGUUUUCCACAAAUUGGCCCAAAGUUUAUUGUUUUUUCUUUCUUUCUGUACAGGCCUCUUGGUGUAAUUUGUCAAACUGACGGUUUUUAGUGUUUUUUUUUCUUUUGAUGAUGAUUUCAACCCUAUGCUACAGACAUUUCGUUUGUCUGGUUUUCUUGCAAGUCUUAUGAGUUUAAUGCCAUAUCAGAGGCCACAUUCACACUGGAGCUAAUUCAGAUGUCACUCCACUUCUGACUGCUUCAUCUUGGUCUUAAUUUGUUUUUGACACAUUUUUACAUUCAAAUUGUUCAAUGACAACCCAUUUUGCAAUUCUUAUUAAUAACUGGUUGUUAAUGCAGCAAUGCCACUUGUCUAAUGACACCAAAUCCAUUACAGUGGUUUAACUUUU
Messenger RNA from Labeo rohita (rohu), 5875 nucleotides. It is a transcript of the gene ext1a, whose product is annotated as exostosin glycosyltransferase 1a. Bases 654 to 2846 code for a protein of 730 amino acids. The transcript has 11 exons. Gene Ontology annotation, molecular function: glycosyltransferase activity. The record is from RefSeq and is a predicted model, not a curated record. NCBI's taxonomy places the organism in Eukaryota, Metazoa, Chordata, Actinopteri, Cypriniformes, Cyprinidae. Gene Ontology annotation, cellular component: membrane.